UGUGUGUGUAGAUGUGUGUGUGGUUACCAGUUUGCAACGUUGAGGACCUUUGCAUUUUCCUUCUGUGAUGUUUAUGAAACUUUUCUCAAACAAAGCUCAUGCGCCAUGAAUUUACUUUUUUUUGUCACGGGGGCGUGUUGGAAGAGGAGAGGGAGUCUUCUGGCUUUGCAGGGGUAGCGAGCAAUGUGACGUUGUUUCUUGUUGCAUUCAGAGUCCCUCUGUCUUCGGGUCGCCCGCUGGUGCUUCUGGUGUUUUGUGCCAUGUCCUAGGCCACUAAUGUUGUUGAUGUGUUUUGCGUGUUUCCGAUUAUCGGUGCCAUUGUUCAACUUAAUUUUCCUUAUGUCCAUCCUUCCGGGCCCUAGCCAAACACUAGCUUCGUGUCUCGUUUCAUUUUUGGUGGUUUAGUGUAAAGUGCGGGGCAGCAGAAUCCCCGCUGUGGACAGAAGAUGUUAAGUACAUGGCUGUGUGAGAGCACACAGAAAAACAUACAUGCACAUACAAUGUCUCUCUAUAUAUGGAAUAGAAGCGCAGUCGUCCAUGUGGUUAGCGGCCACUUUCCGGUGUUCGUUUUCUCAUAUUUAUUUGUGUGGUUGUGUAUUAUGCUCCAUGUGAGAGCGAGCUCACUAUGGUGUUUGUGAAUCUGCUCUUACAGUGGUGUGAAGCAGCUGGUCUGUGGUUAUCUGUGCAGCAACACACUGUGAAAAGGCAAAAUUGUUCCCGUCUUAAAUGUUGCUUUGGGCACUUGGCUGAAAAUGGUUCAAAAUGGCGCAACAAUGGAAGUUGCUCCGUCUUUGAACUGCACCCGUCGCCUGUUCCCAGUGGUGAUAUUUUUAGUGACAAAACGCAACAUGUGUAAAUCCACUGUGUUAUUUCGAUGUCCAAGUGUGAAUGUGUGGUUUCUACUUUCCUCAACGUGAUUAUGCCUGCAUGUGACAAAAAAAAACGUGUCAUUGUGGGUUGUCCGCAAGCAGGUUUACAUGCGUAUUCGUGGAUGUGCGUGUGAGUAAGUUUGGUUGCACUGUGGACAAAAGGCUAGAGCUGAGAGUGCCGCAGUCGACCUAUCCUGGACGUCAGCCUUACUUUUUUUUAAGCACUUCCCCAUGUUGGAUGACAGAGCAAAGUAAAGAGGAGUUUUUAAGUGUGGACUUGACAAAGCACCUGGUGAUGGAGAUAAUUAAGGUGUGGAGCGAGGAUGGGGCCGGAAAAGUCGUGGAGAUCCCAGCAGACAUGACGGCCAGAGACGUCUGCCAGCUCCUGGUCUACAAGAGCCACUGUCUGGACGACAACGCCUGGACGCUGGUGGAGCACCACCCCAUCCUCGGCCUCGAAAGGUGUCUGGAAGACCAUGAGCUGGUGGUUCAGGUUCAAGCCUCCAUGAGCAGCGACAGUAAAUUCCUCUUCAGGAAGAACUAUGCCAAAUAUGAAUUCUUCAGGAACCCCCUGAACUUUUUUCCAGAGCAGAUGGUGGCUUGGUGUCAGGAGUCCGAUGGCUCCAUCCCUCAGUCACAGCUCUUACAGAACUUUCUGAACUCCAGCAGCUGUCCAGAGAUCCAGGGCUAUCUGCACUUAAAGGAGCCUGGACGCAAGUCCUGGAAGAAGCUCUACAUGUUCCUGCGACGCUCGGGUCUCUACUAUUCUACUAAAGGAACAUCCAAGGAGCCCCGGCAUCUGCAGCUGCUGUCAGACCUGGAAGACAGUAACAUCUUCACCAUCAUCACAGGCAGAAAACUUCACAAUGCCCCCACAGACUACCAGUUCUGCAUCAAGCCCAGCAAAGGGAGGAGUGACUGUAAGGAGUUGAAGAUGCUGUGUGCAGAGGAGGAGCAGAGCAGGACCUGCUGGAUGACGGCCUUCAGACUCCUCAAAUACGGGUUGGUUCUGUAUCAGAGCUACAACAUCCCCCAGCAGAGGAAGUCCAACCUACUGCCUUUCUCUGCGCCUGUGCGGAGCGUGUCUGAGAACUCCUUGGUCGCCAUGGACUUCUCUGGACGGACCGGCCGCGUCAUCGACAACCCUCUCGAGGCCCAGAGUGCCGCCCUGGAGGAGGGACAGACCUGGAGGAAACGGAGCCAGCGUAUGAAUGUCCUGGGAAGUCCCAGCCCCCUGCACCCUUCCUCCCUGAGCACAGUGAUCCACAGGACACAGGUAUGGUUUCAUGGUCGCAUCAUGAGAGAGGAGGCCCACCGAAUGAUCAUACAACAAGGCCAAGUAGACGGGUUGUUCCUGUUACGGGACAGUCAGAGUAAUCCCAAAGCAUUCGUGCUCACCUUGUGCCACCACCAGAAGAUCAAGCACUUCCAGAUCCUACCGUGUGAGGAGGACGGUCAGGUGUUCUUCAGCCUCGACGACAGCGCCACCAAGUUCACCGAUCUGAUCCACCUGGUGGAGUUCUACCAGCUCAACAGAGGAGUGCUGCCCUGCAAGCUCAAACACCCCUGCACCACUGUGGCCUUGUGACACUCCAGCCCCUCCCCCCUCACACACACACCUCCACCCUUUUUUUGCACACCUAUCUUCCCUAGACCCUGCCCCCCCAAACAUCUGCCCCUCCCUCACCAACGCAAUGAGGUCGAGGAGACAAAGAAAAGUUAAUGUCAAGUUUUGGGGAUGUGAACAACUCAGCAGAAGCCGCUGGUUCAGGUUUGAUGUCCCCAAUGUGCCGUGCUUUUCUCUGCCUUGUCACUGUUUGGAUGUUUGAAUGGGAACCGUUCGGACGGUCCAAGUGUCGCAGAUUGUGGACCCGGCAGUCGCCCAACUCCUGCGAUUUUAUCGCAGAGACUUGUUUGUUUAUGUCAAUACAAUGUUGACCAUUGAGAGAGACCAUUCAUUGUGAAAACACAGGACCGCUAUGAUCUGUUCAGCUACGGGUCUCUCAGAUGGAUCCCUCCUUUUAAAGUCCCCCAGCCUUCCACCCCCAUCCUCCAGGCCUGAUAAGCUGUGGUUCCUGCCCACCCUCGCCCCCCUCACUACCGAGGCAGGCAGGAAACGCCACCCUCGGACUUCCUCAUCAAUCAUCAGGGAUGGACAGGAACCUCUCUGGGUCUUAUCAAACUUGAUCCAAGAGUUUUCUCAACCUGUGCAGUCCAGUCUGGAUAAGCUGACCCCCCGCCCCUCACCCACAACCCGAGCAGCCUUGACGCAGCGUCUCUGCUGUGUCUUACCCCAAGAUCCCAAAAAACCCUGGUGCAACCCCCGAUCCCCGCCUCCACACAAGCUCAGACAAAAAGUCGGAGGAGAAAAGAGAAGUGGCUGAAGGCUAGAUAAGCAGAGCAGUGGCGAGGGUUUGCUGAAAGGGCAGAGGAAUGUUUAUCAGGGAGGCUGUAACAAGCCUCUCUUGUAGAGUUGAUUACUUGAUGUCAUUUUAAUGCUGUUUAAUUACUGUUGAUUCAAUGCAGAACUAGUUUUGCACUCCUGGGCGGACAGACGACAGCUGUUCUCUCUAGCUAAAUGAAGCUGGCUGCUCUCCAUUCGUCGUCCUCCUCUUCCUCCUCCACCCCGCCCUUCUGAAUAGCAUGCAUGUAAAUUUCCACCGGCUCAGAUUGGAUUACAGUGGCGUGGGAGCAAAGAGAGUCGUGGCUGAUUAUGCAGUGCCUUUCAGAAAGGUUUGGGAACAUCUUGGACCUACGUGUGUCUUAUACCGACAUGACUACACCACGGCUGCACCGUUACAAGACAGUGAGGAGGAGGAGGAAGACUGUUCAAUAGACUCCUGAAAAGUGUGUUCACCCUCCAGCUUCUACCAUUUCAGUCAGUUUUUAAAUCGAAGGGUUAAAUCUGUUGUUGAAUUUGUCUUUGAAUGUCAUUUUCUUUUCCUAAGUCUGUUCUGAUCUCACUGCUUGCACAUUUUAAUUCUCCUAAUUUGACAAUGAUGAGUUGGAGCUGGCGGAUUCUGACCACUGGUCCCUCACUCCAGAGUAGACAAAUCAACAAAAGCACUCCCAUGACUUUUUUGUGUGCUUGAAUUGAACAAAUGACUUGAAAUGUGAACUCGGACGACUGGGUGUCCAGACAGGGUCGAAUGAGCUUCACUCGCCUUAAGUGAAAAUCGUGAGCUUUGUGUAUGAAAUGGAAUCUGUAUAAAAAUGCACAUACAGUAACACAUUUAAGACUUUAAGAUUCAACUACAUCGAGAGUGUUUAAGGUUACGUUAAAGAAGAGGUUUCAUAUUCGUGGAAAUGCUCUUUAUAUGUUUCUUGCCAAGAGUUUAACAAGGGUAUGGAUACUACUCUAAUGUCUGCACGCUAGAGAAGAAGCUACUGUCAGCAGGUGAUAAAACCCACCUACCAGUUCCUCACAGGUUAACAUGUUGCGUUUAGCUUGUUAAAUCUGUUUAAAAGCCUAAGUGUAAAAACAAGAAUUUGUGGUUUUACUCAAGGCAAUGUAAGCUAACCAGCUGCUGACUGUAGUUUCAUACAGUAUUUAGUGUACAGAGAGUGGCAAUGACCCUAUCAUCAAACCCCCAACAAGAAAGUAUAAUUUACACUCAUCUCAACGGGCCCCAUUUUCCUGUCUGGUGCUGUGUUAUUUCUGCAGAUAUUUGACAAAAGGUGUAACUUAGUUUUCCAGCAGCUGCGUGGUCGUCUGGUGGUGUCAGUGGUUAACGUCGCGUUGUGGUGUCAGUCCCUCUGAGGCAAACAGUUAGGAAGUUUGUCCCUGAACAAUCACACAGAGAAAUCCUUUAUGGAAGAGCAAGUCCUGCACCGUUUUGAGGGAUGAUUCAAUGUGGACAGAAAAUAAAGUGGCAACUAUUUGGAUAAUCAGUAAUUAUGAUUUGAAGCAAAAUGCCAAAAAAAUGCAAUUAUUCCUCUUGCAAAUAGGGAUUUGUUGAUCAUAAUGAAUAUUUGAAUAUGUUGAGUUCUAGGAAAAAAACUUAUUUUAUUUAUUUAUCAACACUAAAGAAUUUCUUAUUGGCAGCCCUUCCAGCUCUAUCUAAAAACAACAUGGCCUCUGUCUGGUAGUUUGUGAAAAGCAUUCUGGGAGAGGAAGUGAUAAAGAGAAACUGUAGGUCUUAAGCUAAAAAAGUUGGUCCUCUGCUGAACAAAAACUUCCAUCUUAAAGCCAACAUGUAGAGGAUUUAAAAAUGGCGCUGAGUUGAGUUGGUUGAAAGCAGCCUGCAGGCAUGAAACAUGAACUUCAGCAGAAUGGGCUCAUUUUUCUAGAAACAAAUUAUUGCGCUGUCAGAAUAACCAGUUUCACAUGCUACAUCAACAUAAGAGAUCCAUACAUAGUGGCUUCAACAGAUCAUCUGAGGAGUAUAAAACAAAAAAACAGUUUCUAACAUCCUGUUGUCUGUUUCUGGCCUCUCCUGCUGUUGUGUUAGCAGCAGAAUAAAAAGCUGUAGACAUGUGACAUAACACCUACUUAGCCUCCUCCUCCACCCCUCCUGCUUUCACCUGCAACUGCCCUCCAUCCUGUGCCAGAUCCACAGUGAACAGGGUUAGCACGAGGCCGUCAGACUCCCUGCCAGGCGAACUAAACUCUCUAAGUACUGUCAUUGACACGCAAGCCACUGCCACACGAGUCCACCAAUCGCGUGACCUGACCAGAAUCACUAGCGCUGCGCAUCGCCAAUCCGGCCUUUUGUAGUCAGCCAGGGCAGACUCUCUCCAGGGAUUGGAUAAUGCUUGAACCCCCCGCCCCCCUGUCCCACCUGUGUCCAGCCUGUAAGCUAUGACCCUGUGGUGAAUAAGUGCGUGAGUGCGUGCGUGUGUGUGUACGUGUGGAAAGCCAGACUGUUGCAUUCACUCAUCAGGAUUGCUAUCUGCUGGUUAUCAAACUUGCCUUUUUUAGAGACAGUAAGCGGAAGGUUGCUGAUCAGUCGGGUUAAGUCGUGGAUUUAGAGGAGACAGGCGGUAUCUGGAGGUAUCUGGAGGUAUCCCAGCAUUCCCAGUCCUCAGCUGAGGAGUCUUUCCUGUCUGUCAGAGAGGGAUGCAAAGCCACAUCGCUAUGGGUCAGCUGGGGGGGAAGGGGGGGCAGACUCUGUCCUCUCCUCCCCUCUCCAUUUUUAAUCACUGUGCUACAAUGCAAUCCUAUACACACGUAAAGUAUACAAGUAUAUGACAAUACCAGUGUACAGUAUCAUUUGUUUUCUAAGUAUGUGAAGCUAUGGAGAGGACGUAGAUCUAACACUGUACCUAGGUCACAGAUCACUAUGUAUGGGGCGUUAUGCUUUUGCUCAUAACGCCAUGUAAAAUGAAGAAUGAUAUAUUUUGUCCUUUUUUUUCUUCUCCAUUAUUUGAUUGUGUGUAUAUUGACAUUAUUGUGUUUUUUUUCUUUGGUUUGCCACAAAAUGACCUUUUAUAUAUAUAUAUAUAUAUAUAUAAAAAAAAGAAUAUACCACAUUAUAUACAGUAUUAAAUUAAGCUGUUUUUUUUAUUUUAAGAGAUCAAACUGGAUUUUUGACUUGUGUCAAAUUUCUGCACAUCAGUUGUCCAUAUAAGCUGACAGGCUGACAGAGUCUACAACUCUGACAGCAUCAAAUGAUGCCAUUUUGUUUUCAGACUACGUCUUUUGAAUAUCCCCUCUCCGUCUGUCUGAUUCCACUCAUUUACUUCCAGGACAAAACUCCAGUAAAUGAUGGCGAUCAACACACACACACACACACUAGUGGGUUUUAAUCGAGAGCACACACACCAACACCUAACCCAUGGGGAUAUUCUUAGCAGCUUUUGUACAACUUUCAUCACAAGAAGUACAAUUAUACGCAGUAGCUCAAGAGCAUUGUGCAUUUCAAUAUGUCCAUGUACUCAGAUUUUAAGGUGCAUAACAAAGUUGUUUUUUGUUUUUUUUUAAUUCUUCUUCUUAACUAAGCCUAUUCUUGCAGCAGGUGCCUCUUGUUUCUGAAUAGUAACAAGUCCUUAGUUUCCGUCCAUCCACUCACUGUGUUCUUUUACAGUCAGCUGUGAAUGUGAAACAUAAUCCUACUGGAACUAAAUCCUUGUGUCAGGUCAACGUCACAUCCAGGUCCCAUCGACACAGGUGACUCACAGUGGAGGUGGAAGUGAAACUGACUCGGUUAUGUUUUAUUUUGGGGUUGGAGUCAUCAUAAGCUGAAGGCAAAUAAAUAUUUCAGGGAAAGAAAAAAAAAGAGCAAGUGAACCGAAUCUUUUUUUUUUUUUUGUUUGUUUGUUUUUUUUUCUCAGAUCCCCUACUGUGCUUUGCUUCAUUCUGUCUGUAACGGCUCCUGGAUCUACAUUGUAUCCUGUUCAGGUAUUUUUGUACAAAUAAGGGACUGAUAUAUUCUGUGUUUAUUGGAAAUUAGAAUUAAAGACAACAUUGCUAUAAACCAAAA
Molecule: messenger RNA, 7291 nt
Organism: Hippoglossus stenolepis (Pacific halibut)
Lineage: Eukaryota; Metazoa; Chordata; Actinopteri; Pleuronectiformes; Pleuronectidae
Product: growth factor receptor-bound protein 10
Exons: 13
Coding region: 1108-2457 (449 amino acids)
Biological process (GO): insulin receptor signaling pathway; negative regulation of insulin receptor signaling pathway; negative regulation of Wnt signaling pathway
Molecular function (GO): insulin receptor binding
Source: RefSeq, a predicted model, not a curated record